Messenger RNA from Sardina pilchardus (European sardine), 1986 nucleotides. Its product is annotated as alpha-2-antiplasmin-like. Bases 16 to 1332 code for a protein of 438 amino acids. Gene Ontology annotation, molecular function: serine-type endopeptidase inhibitor activity. Gene Ontology annotation, biological process: negative regulation of endopeptidase activity. The transcript is spliced from 7 exons. Lineage: Eukaryota; Metazoa; Chordata; Actinopteri; Clupeiformes; Clupeidae. The record is from RefSeq and is a predicted model, not a curated record.
GCUGAGACCCCCAGGAUGGUGCUGCAUCUCUCUCUGCUCCUGCUGCUCUCCUUCUGUACACAAGGAAUGAUGCAUUUCUCCUUCUCUCCCUCUCACGCAUCUGCACUAUUUCUCUCCCUCCAUGCCUCUCUCCCUGCCUCUGUCUAUCUCUGUCAGGAUGAGGCCGCACCAUCUUCUUCUCCCACAGUGCCUCCAGGGGAGGAGGAGGGCGAUGCGUGUGGAGAGGUCUUCUCCGUGGAGUCCAACCACAGGGCGGUGGAGGCGUCUCUCACCAAACUGGGCCUCACGCUGCUGGAGCACCUCAAACCAAGUCCAGAGCAACCCAAUGUCCUCAUCUCCCCCCUCAGCAUCGCCCUCGCACUCUCACAGCUGGCUCUGGGGGCACGCAAUGAAACCCAAGCACAGCUUCUGAAGGCACUCCAUGCCAGCGACCUGCCGUGUUACCACAAGCUCCUCAGUGGCCUGCAGCAACACCUCAACACCAUGGCCAUACAAGUGGCCUCCCGACUAUACCUGCGCCGAGGUUUCGAGGUUAAGAAGGAGUUUGUGCAGCGGUCAUUACAGCUGUACAGGUCAGAACCUGCCCCGCUGACCGACGUGGAGGAAGUCAACAAGUGGGUGGAGGAGGUUACGCAUGGUCACAUGACCAACUUCCUGACCACCAUACCUCCAAGUGUGGUUCUGCUGCUCUUAAAUGCACUCUAUUUCAAAGGGGAAUGGGAAUCCCGUUUUGACAAAGAGCUCACUGGCAAAGACCGGUUCUACAUCAACAGUACCACGCCUGUCGAGGUGGUCAUGAUGCUGGCUCCCAAGUAUCCACUGAGCAUGAUGCUCGACAAUGCACUUGGGGCCCAGGUGGCUCGAUUCCGAUUCAAGAACAACACCAGUUUCCUGGUGGUGAUGCCCACUGGCACAGGGCCGGAAAACGUGUCCACGGUAGCAGCAAAGCUGAACAUCUCGGACCUCUACGCUCGCUUGCCGGCUGAGAGCACCAUGCAGGUCAAAAUGCCCAAGUUUAAGCUGGAGUACAAGCAGGAGCUGCAGGAACCUCUGACCAAGAUCGGUCUGGGCUCUCUGUUCUCCUACCCGGACCUGUCCGGCAUCACAGAAGGACCCCUCCAGGUGUCCAGCGUGCAGCACGCUUCGGCCAUCACCCUGAGCGAGGAGGGCGCCGAGGCCUCGGCCGCCACCGCCAUCCACCUGCUCCGCUCCGUGCCCAUGUUCGCCGUCAACAUGCCCUUCCUGUUUGCCCUGACCGACGACGCCACACACGUGCCCCUGUUCCUGGGCGUCAUCACCAACCCCAACCCCCACAGCCCCGCUGUUGAGUGAUGGGAAAGCCGCAUAGUGACAACAUGAUGCAGGGAAAGAUAGGACAUUGGCCAUCACCCCACAAAGCCAAUGGCCCUCUUCUCCGUAAUAAACAAAGGCUUCAGUCAUACACAGUCCACUCAGGGUUCAGACCACUGAUAAUUCAUUUUUAUUCCUGAUACCUUUUUUUUUUUUUUUUUUUUUAAGGGAAUUUGAUGUAGAUUCAUGAUAGGAUGGGAUUCAUUUCAGUGAUUUGAGAAUGAGGAGGUUGCAAUGUAACAAAGUGUAAAAAGUGGUCUAAAGUGGUCUGCUCUCUGAAUGCACUGAAUGGUCUGCUUUGACGCUCUUGAAAAAGAACUGUUCUCUGUAGUCACGGGUUGAAACAGAUGGACCUGUUGAAAGACAACACAAAUCUCUUCAAGAAACUCCCAUUUGGCCAAAUUCUCAACAUCAUAUCUGUUGUUACCUCUUUGUGCAGUGUACGUAGUUGAGCGCUGAUAUACCUGAUUUGGCCCAAUAUAAUGAUGCAUUUUGUUCUAGUGUGUAUUAUUUUAGUUCUUUAUUGCUUCAGAGAAUGUUUCUUUUUUAAACAUGGUAACAUUUCUUUCUCGAAAAUAGUGUCUCAUGAUGAAAGGUGAAUUAUGAUUAUAUGGGAGUAUUAAAAAAGAAAAGAAA